AAGCAAACGACUCGCGCUCCACGCUGUCGCCCCUCCGGACGCGGCUCAAGAGACACGUUCGGGAGCCUCCGAGUCCGCUUUGCUCCGCCGCCCUGCCCCGCGACUUCUCUGGAUCGGCGGCGAUGGGGCUCGCUGGUCUCGCGAUGAUCCUGCUGCUCGCAGGCGGCGCUGCGGGCAGCCAGUCAGAGGCGCAGGUGGUCGUCAUGGCCGAGCAGGCGAUCUCGGACAGGUGUAGGGACGGCUUCAUGGGGGACUUCGACGCUGAGGACGGUCGUGCGGAAAUGGAGGCCACUCUCGGCGGCAGCAACUUCGUGCUCGAGAUUCUGACCGAGGCUAACAGCCCAGAGGACGCCGAAGCGCGUGCGACGGAGUAUGUGAAAACCGACGGCGUUACCCUCAUCGGGAGGAAGAUGGUCGGAUUCGCGAUGUUUGUGCUGAUGCUGGUACUCUUCCCGUGCUUCUGCCUCACUGCAUGCCCGUGCUGCGUGUGCUGCCGUGUUUGCCGUCCAAAAGACGACCCGCGGAACACGAACGGCAUCUUGAAGCUGGUCGGACUGUGUGCCGUGGGCGCCGUGGGCGUUGGGCUCUUCAUCUCCUGGGGCUACGCCCUGUCGGGCCACGCGAAGAUAUCCGAUGGUGUGGACAACUUGGGCUGCACUUCGGCGAAGCUGAUCCACACAGCCAUCGAGGGCCAGGAGGAUGCGGAUGCAAUGUUCAUCGGCUUGAACCAGAUGGUCACCGAUUUCCAAGCCCUGACGAACACUUUUGACGAGGACUCUGACUUCAUGAGGCAGCUGAACUUCAUUCUUGACGAUACAGAGGACAUCGAUACCUCCAUCCAGCUGGCGACGGAGACGCUGAGCCUGUUGUCAGACAUGAUGCGCCAAACAAACAACAGCAGCCCCGGGGGCUUCCACACCUGCGUGCUGUGCGCCGGCGUGGCGGAGCUGGUUGCGCCUGUGGUUGAUUUGCUGGGCGCCUCCCUGGGCGCUGCGCUGGCACAGGCGCGCUCGGUGACCAAGGAGCAACUUAACGGAGCCAACACCGAGGACAUGCAGCGGCUCUUGAACGCGUCUAUACAACCGACCCUCGAAGCGAAGGAAUCCUUCUCGGAAGCGCUGGAGCCUUUCGUCGACGCGCAGAACUGGGACCAGGUGCAGCUCGCAGUCGGAAAGUACGGCCUGGGCGUCGUGUUGGCGCUGGUGGCCCAGGCUGCCGUCUUGGUUGUAAUUGGCUUCCUCGCCAUGGGCUGCUUCCUCGCGAGGGAAGGGAACAGCGUUAGGGGCUACAACCGCACCGUCCACAGGAGCGCGUGCUGCGUCUGGAUGUGCGCCUGGCUGCUCUGCUUGUCUUGCUUCCUCUGGGGCGGCUUUAUCGAAGUGCUCGCUGUCCCGCUCAGCAGCGUAUGUCUGGUCCUGGACGAUGUCGACGGGAACAUGAUCCGGGACAUCCGCAGCACCCUGGACCUCACGAUCGAUCCCGAGAGCGACACUUUUGUCAUGAUGACGGACGUCGUGGACAAAUGCCUGAACCCUGUUGACCCCACCGAAGCCGCGAAUCUCGCGGACAUCUUCUUCACCACAGACGAGAACGGCACGAGGAUGACGAUGAGGGAGCAGCUAAUCGGAGAACUCGAGGGCAGAAUCAUGCCCAAGUUCGAAGAUAUGGCACGGUGGCGGAUGAUAUCGGAAAACGCCCAGAGCGAUCUCGAGAACGACCCUUUCGUCGUGGGCAUUCGCAGCCUUCUGAGCACCAAAGGCCCCGACAUGAGCGGCGAGAUCAUCACCGACCGGGCCGCGAUCCAGGGCAGCGGGGAGGACUGGGUGUCGUCGCUGCCCGUGGACUGGCUGGGCUACACCUCCUCGGUGAGGUGCGGUGACUACAUGGGGAGCGUGCCAGGGGUCGAGGCGUACGCCGCCGCAGAGACUGGUGCCAACGGUGUUGCCCUGAACUUCCCGAACGACACCUGCUCCGGAAUCGGCGACGGCAUCAGCGUGGGCGCCAAUUGCUCGUCAGCCGUCGACGCGUACCGUUGCGAGGCUGAUGAUUUCUUGCUCAACAAGAAGCACGACGUGAUGGAGAAUUCCAUCUUCAGGUGCGACGUCUUCGAGACCGACUCUGGCGAUCCGUGCGACAUCAAGGACAUGCUGCAGUCCAACCCGGUGCUGAACGUUUGGUCCAACGACUGCGUGCGGAGCGACGGCACCCUGAAGCGCAAGGAGGUCAGCUGCACUCUGGAAGAGUUCUCGGACUACAUUGCGGGCUUCGACCAGCGCAUCCAGAACACCAUGGCGCGCGUGGACGCCACCGUCAACGCCCUGUCAGGCGUGGUCGUCGGGGACAUGCGCGCCCUCUUGGAAGCUGAGAUCUUCUCGCCCAUCCUUGCCAUCAUCGACGGCAUUCAGUGCAAUUGGCUGUCGGAGCACUACCAGGAGGUGAUAAAUGGCUUCUGCUACCAAGGCGUGGUGGGAGCGAACCGGAUCGGUGCGGUGUACGUGGCCGUUGGGAUGCUGCUCGUCGUCCUCAUAGUGGUCAUGUAUGCCCUCUGGCGCCGCGCGGUCGACAACGUCAAGCUGCGUGAUGCCAUUCUGACUUCUGAUGGUGGCCCGCACUGAGCUUGCAGGAUGCCGAAGCUCGGGGGCGACGUUUGGGGGGGGGACAGGGUCAUAGGGGGCCACUUCGCCCCCUGCAUGUUUCCCUGCAAUGAUGGGGGGACGGCCCCUGCACAAUUUCUUCUAGCAAUGACCCCUCACCGCUCGACACAAAGUUGAUGCUGCGGGCACCACAUGAGUGCUGCUGGGGUGGUGCGUUCCGACACUUGCCGUGCGUGAAUUCUCGAGAGGAGCCUCACACACGAGGGGUGCUCGAGGCCGAGCUCAGCCGCCUGUCGGGUCAAAAAGCACUCGGCGGGCGGCGAAAGAGUUGCCCUGCCAGCUUGACCUUCAGCCGAAUCGCAGUGAUUCAUUGCGUCGUUGUGCGAGCAGCUUGGCCCCGGAGAAAGAAAGGGC
Prorocentrum cordatum is the source of this 3008-nucleotide messenger RNA. NCBI's taxonomy places the organism in Eukaryota, Dinophyceae, Prorocentrales, Prorocentraceae. The record is from the annotation of a GenBank genome assembly.